AUGCACUUUCUUGACUCCUCCUAUUUCCGAGAUCAUGGCACAAGCCGGACCUUACCAUCUCCCGUCGAAGUUCUAGCGCGCUCACUCAUCAAUCAGCGACCGAGCAAUCCUCCGCCCGUCAAAUUUGAGGAGCUUAACCUUAUCGUCAAGUUUGGGCCAACGAUCUCUACUUCAGAGGCUCUAUGUCUUUGGGCAAUCAGGAAAUUCCUCUACGGUCAGGUACCUGUGCCUGAAGUGUAUGGAUGGGAUAGCGAUGGACGACAUGUGUUUAUAUAUAUGGAGCUUAUCCAUGGCGUUACACUUUUUGAGCGGUACGAUUCACUGUCUUCUGAUGAUAAACGAGCAAUAUGCCAGAGUCUUCGGACGAUCAUGUCGCAGCUUCGUGCUAUAAGGCAAAGUCCAUCAAAUCAAGUGAUCGGCUCUAUCACACAUGGACCUCUACAAGAUCGCAUACUAGACAGUUAUCCAGGGACAGGGCCAUUCCCUAGCGUUAGAGAAUUUCACGACCAUUUGUCAUGGUUGUGGCGUCGUAUUGCCCCAGAGCCGGAAAAAGUGUCAGACCCUUGGAGGAAGUCUUUGCCAGAUGACGGUCCUAUAGUUUUUACGCAUUCUGAUCUUCACCGAAAAAAUAUUAUUAUUACGUCUACGACUCCUACAAGAGUCCUAAGCAUUGUUGACUGGGAACAGGCUGGGUGGUAUCCUGACUACUGGGAGUAUUGCAAGGCUACGUAUUCUGUCGGCGACUGGGAAGACUGGCGAUGUGGCGGAUGGAUCGACUCUUUCCUUACCCCACAUCCACAAUCCAAGGAAGCUUGGGACUUCACCUGCAAUAGUAUUGGGGGGUUCUGA
Lindgomyces ingoldianus is the source of this 849-nucleotide messenger RNA. RefSeq names its product phosphotransferase family protein. NCBI's taxonomy places the organism in Eukaryota, Fungi, Ascomycota, Dothideomycetes, Pleosporales, Lindgomycetaceae. The transcript has 2 exons. Bases 1 to 849 code for a protein of 282 amino acids. The record is from RefSeq and is a predicted model, not a curated record.